AUGAGCAGACGUGGGGAAAGCUGUUGCGCCCGCGGACAUGGGUGCGGUGUGCCAGCAUCGAUCAUUCCCUACCUCGGCUUGACAUACACAUCACGGCCGUCCCGACCGAGAACUGCCCUCUUCUUUCCCGGCCAGGGCGUCCAGCGUGUCGGCAUGCUGGACCCCUGGCUGGAGGCCUUCCCAUCUACCGUCAAACCAAUCCUAGAGGAGAUCGACCAUACCCUCGCCAUCUCUCCCUCUUUGACGUCUCUCAUCUCUUCGGGCACUAAUGCCGAGCUUACCGCCACUCAGAACGCCCAACCUGCCAUCAUGGCCACAUCCGUCCUGGUCCUACGCAUCCUUGAGAAAGAGUUUGGCUUCAACAUAAAAGAAACAGUAGAUGUGACGCUUGGCCACAGUCUAGGCGAGUUUGCAGCUCUGGUUGCAGCGGGAAACUUGCAAUUUGCUUCUGCGCUCAAGAUGGUGCGGCGAAGAGGCGAAGUUAUGGCCGAAUGCUCAGCCUCUACACAAGCUGAGAUGGGAAUGGUAGCGCUGGUUUGUGAGCCUGAUCAACGCGAUGCAACCCUUGAUGCCAUUACCCGCCAUCUCGAAAAGAACCCAGACUUGCGCGCCAACGUUGCAAACAUCAAUUCCAAGACGCAAUUUGUGUUGAGUGGAGACAUUGCGCAUAUCAACACGGUGCUGAAACAUAUCAGCCAGUUUGACAGCCAUGACCCUCGGGCAGUGCGGCUGAAGGCAGAUAGCCCGUUCCAUUCUCCGCUCAUGCAGCCUACAGUCGAAUUGAUGCAGAAACUGCUACGAGAGCCCGGUGCCGUCACUUUCGAUCCUCCUAACACCCUCUAUUGUAUCUCCAACGUAACAGCGAAGCCCUUUUCUUCCGCUGAAGAACUCAUCGACCUUGUUGCCCGCUCAGCCGCCGAGCCAGUGCUAUGGCACCAAAGCAUUGUAUUCUUGCAUCAACAACACAAAGUCAAGAGGUGGAUAGGCAUCGGACCAGGCAAGGUAGGCAGAAACCUUGUAGGCAAAGAGGUGGGUAUGAAGGGAAUCGAUGUGAAAGGAGGAGGUGUGUUAGCGCUCACAGACCCAAAGGAGAUAGAUGAGUUCAUGAAGGCAUUGGAGGAUACCAAUAAGGCUGUGGAUGAGGAUGUGGACUGA
Messenger RNA from Aureobasidium melanogenum CBS 110374, 1155 nucleotides. RefSeq names its product FabD/lysophospholipase-like protein. The transcript is spliced from 2 exons. Gene Ontology annotation, biological process: fatty acid biosynthetic process. NCBI's taxonomy places the organism in Eukaryota, Fungi, Ascomycota, Dothideomycetes, Dothideales, Saccotheciaceae. The record is from RefSeq and is a predicted model, not a curated record. Gene Ontology annotation, molecular function: [acyl-carrier-protein] S-malonyltransferase activity. Gene Ontology annotation, cellular component: mitochondrion. The coding region runs from base 1 to 1155 and encodes 384 amino acids.